Molecule: messenger RNA, 4476 nt
Organism: Acinonyx jubatus (cheetah)
Lineage: Eukaryota; Metazoa; Chordata; Mammalia; Carnivora; Felidae
Gene: HYAL4
Product: hyaluronidase 4
Exons: 4
Coding region: 2833-4278 (481 amino acids)
Biological process (GO): hyaluronan catabolic process; carbohydrate metabolic process
Molecular function (GO): hyalurononglucosaminidase activity
Source: RefSeq, a predicted model, not a curated record
UUCUCUAAUGAUCUGUUUAAAAUGCAUGCAAAUUAUUGAUUAGUUAGAUACUGUAUUUGGUGUUUCAACAGUUUGUUAUUAUUUUUUUAGGAAACAAAGCAUAAUCCAUUUGGUUGCACAAUAAUUACUACAUACUAUCUGCUACUUAAACCUGAUGGAGAUUAGCCUAACUGGCACAGUCCAUUGCAACAUCAAGAGUUUCAUCAUCAUCCAGCAGGUGUAUCUGUAGUGAAAGCCUAGUGCCUUAGAAGAAGAUAGGAGAUAGCUACAUAGCUGAUCAUACAAGAUCCAAACCUAAAGAGUAAAGAAAAAUACACGCAAACAUGAUUUCACAAGCUCUUGCUUCCCUCAUGUGCCACAAUCUUUUUAGAUAGCUUAAUUUUGAUGAGUUUGACAGUUUGUGUUCAGGUUUACCAAAGGUUGAUGGAGAUGUUUCAGGUAGGAAACAUUAGUUGCCAUGCCAGUGGGCACUACAAACUCAGGUGUGAUUCAGUUGAGUACCAGGAGAUCAGACCACAGUGGUGAGAAGUCCAGAGAGCAAUUCAAUUCAGAGAGAUCUUGGGCAGAAAAUCUGUCCUGUGUGACAAUGUCAGCAAGAGGGUUACAGAGUUGCAGAGAGACAUGCGGGGAGGGGUGGUGGACAAGAUUCCAUCCCAUAUUCAUAAAUUUUAAAGAUUAGAAUUUAAGUUCAUAGUUUUAAUUUUCAACAGCCAACACUUUAUGUAGCUCAUAAGCAGAAAACAGACAUCUAUACUGUGUUUGGAUUUAUAAUAUACAAUCAUUAUUCAUCAUCAUCAUCCCCCCAAAAGACAGUAUUGUGACACAUUGGAAAGACUAAUUGAAACAACAAUAGUAAAAACUGAAUAUGACAGACAGUGAAACUUGUUCUAGUGUGUUGAUAAUGGUAACUAGCCCUGGAGUCUAAGAUUUUGAGCUCUGCUUCAUACUGGCUUCUGUUAUACGACCUCUGAAAUGUCCUUAUUUUGUGUUGUAAAAUAGCCCAAAAGGAUAGUUGGACAAAAUUUUGUAAAAGCAGUAAGAUUUGAGAAAGUAUUUAUUAGAGAGAAGUGUGAGGAAGAAUAAAAAGGAAUAAAAAUAAUGCCAGGAACAUGUGAAGAAUUAGAAAAAAACUGUCAGAAUUUAAGCUUUGUCAGAAAGGUAUAACUGGAUAAAAUACAAUGGAAUUAAAGUGCUUAAGAAAUCCAAGGAAAAGUGAUCUGAAGUUGAAUAGGUAAAAUCCUCCCUCCUGAGUUAUUUAUAAUUAGGUUGGAUAAUUUUCCAAACCUACAACAUAGUCAAGGAAAGAAGAACCAAAUUAUCUUUUUCAUAUUCAGUCCCUCCAAGUACUUUUAUGGUUGCGACUGGAGUUUUGCACUGUUUACAAUCAGAGAAGUCCUAUUUCUCUAUAGCAUCUUUCUCCACUUGUAAGAAAUAAUGUACUCAUAUUGUGCACAGCAUUUUGUGGUGCGUAAUACUACUAAUCAAUUUCUUCAAGCCUAUCUUCUGUGUUCUACUGAACAUCUACUAAACGAUUAGCCACCAUUAGUUUUUCUUUGCCAUAGAUAAUUAACCAAGCUAUAAUUAGCUCUUAAUACCCACAUGUCAGUAUACAGUGGUAACUUAAAAGUGUUGGCUGAUGGUGUUUACUUCAACUACAAAUAAAGGGGGGAGGGGACUUUCUUUUUUCUUAAAAAGGGCUUUUCUUGCCAGAUUUCAGAAAAGCAUACCUUUUCUCAAAUAACUUGAUAAAAAAAUGAUCUAUGUAAUAAAAUCCAACUCAGAUGUUAACUUUUCAGGAAGCCAUGCCUGAUUCCCUAUAAUCAGAAUCAGUUUAUAUCUUCUUUUUUUGUUGUUUGUUUCAAGAGAACUCUAUUAUUUUUUGAUUCAAAUAAUGGUUUUGAAUAACUCUUCAUCAACAUAGGACAAAAAUCUCAGAAGUUGCCACUCAAAGAAAUUCCAUCCACUUUUUUCCCUCAGCCACCAGCUCUCCUUUCUGGAGACAAACAACAUAAUUAGUCCUUGAGUGUCCCUCCAGAUAUAUUUCUUAGUACUCAAACUAUAUACAUAUACAUGAACAAAUAAAUAUAAAUACAAAUAUAAGUAUAUCCCUUUCUCAGAAAAAUAAUGGCAGUAUUCUAUACACAUCUUAUUUCUUAAAAAUAUUAAAUAUAUGUAUGAAUAUGUAUAUAAAACAAAUAUAUACCUUAAAGAAUAAUUAUGGUAUCUGGUGAAUAUCCAUGUCAAUAUGUAGAAACAACCUCAUUCUUUGUAUAGUUGCAUAAUAUUCCAUUGGGUAGAAGUCCACAGUUUCACAACUUCUGAAUAAUGGACAUUCGAUUCCAAACUUGAUGAUUAUGGGCAAUGCUGCAAUGAAUAACAUGGAAGCAGAAUUUCUAGGUAAAAAGUUUUGUGCAUUUGUAAUUCAGAUAGAAAUUUCCAGUUUUCCGUUUCCUUUGGGAAUGCACCAUGGUCAUUUACUCUUUCCUCAUUACAAACAAUUUGGAGUCUGUGCCUGCACAUUUUACCUUGCUCAGAUUUUUACCUUGUUAAAAUAUGUAUGCUAUACAGAGAGAUGGGUGCCAUUUGUAAAAAAGCCAGUCCAACCGUAGUUUCCAAGACAUUCCUGUCACAACUCAGGCAGGAUAUAAAAUUAAGCCAUUAAAUUAAAUUAAAAUAUUGUGAUCUGACUAUAACCUUUGGUGUCUCACAUGCCUGCAGCUUCCACUCCAAUCUUGUGCCCUGACAUUCAGACCUAGUAUGUGAAGAAUCCAGGUCAAACUCUCCUGUGUCUUCCACAGUACCUUAAGGCGGAAGAUAAGGUUUUAUCUUAUCAUGAAAGUAUUAUCUGAAGGACAAUUAAGGUUUUGUGUUGUUCAACCAAUACAUCUCACAUCAUGGCUGCUCAUAUUCUUUAUUCUGAAGUCUAUCUCUUCUCUAAAACCUGCCCGACUUCCAAUUUAUCAAAGGAAACCUUUUAUAGCUGCUUGGAAUGCUCCAACGGAUCAGUGUUUGAAAAAAUACAAUAUAAGACUAAAUUUGAAAAUGUUUCAGGUGAUUGGAAGCCCACUGGCCAAGGCCAGGGGACAAAAUGUCACCAUAUUUUACGUCAACAGAUUGGGAUACUAUCCAUGGUAUACAUCACAGGGGGUUCCCAUUAAUGGGGGUCUCCCUCAGAACAUAAGUUUGCAAGUACAUCUAGAGAAAGCUGACCAAGAUAUUAAUUAUUACAUCCCUGCUGAAGAUUUCAGUGGACUUGCUGUUAUCGACUGGGAAUAUUGGCGACCCCAGUGGGCCCGUAACUGGAACACAAAAGACGUCUACAGACAGAAGUCAAGAAAGCUGAUUUCUGAUAUGCAAGAGAAUGUAUCAACUACUGAUAUUGAAUAUUUAGCCAAAGCAACAUUUGAAGAAAGUGCAAAAGCUUUCAUGAAGGAAACCAUCGAAUUGGGAAUGAAGAGUAGACCCAAGGGCCUAUGGGGUUAUUAUUUAUAUCCUGAUUGCCACAAUUAUAAUGUUUAUGCCCCGAAUUAUACUGGGUCAUGCCCGGAAGAGGAAGUGUUGAGAAACAAUGAGCUCUCUUGGCUCUGGAAUAGCAGUGCUGCUUUGUAUCCUUCUAUUGGUGUCAGAAAAUCUCUCGGAGACAACGAAAACAUUUUGCGCUUCUCGCAAUUUCGGGUGCACGAAUCCAUGAGGAUCUCCACCAUGACAUCCCACGAUUACGCUCUGCCUGUGUUCGUUUACACAAGGCUAGGCUACAGGGAGGAACCUUUAUUUUUUCUUUCUAAGCAAGAUCUAAUCAGUACUAUCGGAGAAAGUGCUGCCUUGGGAGCUGCGGGCAUUGUUAUCUGGGGAGACAUGAACUUAACUUCAUCUGAGGGUAACUGUACAAAGGUGAAGCAGUAUGUGAGCUCUGACUUAGGGAGCUACAUAGUCAACGUGACCAGAGCUGCUGAGGUAUGCAGCCUUCACCUCUGCCAGAAUAACGGGAGAUGCGUAAGGAGGAUGUGGAACUCUCCGGAUUACCUUCACUUGAACCCUGCAAAUUACCACAUAGAAGCCUCCGAGGAUGGAGAAUUUACCGUGAAAGGAAAAGCAUCUGAUACAGACCUGGAAGUGAUGGAGGAGAAAUUUUCCUGUCACUGUUAUCAGGGAUACGAAGGAGCUGACUGCAGAGAAACGAAGAUGCUGGAUGGCUGCUCUGGGGUUUUCUCUUUUUCUGGCUCACUGAUAACACUAUGCCUGCUGGUUUUAGCAGGUUAUCAAAGCAGUUGGUUGUGAGAUAAUUGAGUUUAAAGGGAAUUGUAUGGCCUGUAAUCACUUAGAGAAGAGAGGAAACUUAGGACAGUUUUUUUCUCUUAUGAAAUCCAUUGAGAAGUAUCAUAAGUAGACAUUAUGUAUGUCACUUAACAUAAACAGGAACAUACUGCUUUAUUUGACUCCGAUUUGGCUAAGAAACCAGAUCCAGGAAUAAAAUCA